Molecule: messenger RNA, 2407 nt
Organism: Drosophila yakuba
Lineage: Eukaryota; Metazoa; Arthropoda; Insecta; Diptera; Drosophilidae
Gene: DZIP1
Product: zinc finger protein DZIP1
Exons: 5
Coding region: 177-2384 (735 amino acids)
Biological process (GO): cilium assembly
Cellular component (GO): cytoplasm; ciliary basal body
Source: RefSeq, a predicted model, not a curated record
CCUGUCGUCCUGACAACCUGGUUGCUUUGACAACGCGUAACCGAAAACUGGGGAAAACAAAGGGAAACUAGUGGGAAAUCAAGUUUGGCAAAGAACGGAAGCAAAACAAAGAAGGCGAAGAAGAAGUAAACAAACUUUCGAUUUUUUUCCAUCGUGGGUGUUUCAGUUACAGAGAAAUGGGAUUCAAGGGCAAAUAUCCGCAGAUGGUCCGGGAAACGGGCUUCAAACUGCGACAGUAUCGCGAUGGUCCGCUGGAUUGGAGGCUAAUGGGAUCCUAUGAAACGGAGAGGAUACUCAGGGAGCAGAACUUCGAGCUGGUGGACAAGGCGUUGGCCCAUCUUUCGGAGGCUCCGCUGGGCACUGUGCUGGAAACUCACAUUCUGGACAGCGGCAUUGCCAAGUACUUUGUGAUGUCACAGUAUGCCAUACAGUACUUGAUGUGCUGUCGCACCUACCUGGACGAAUGCGUCACGGAUCUGAGGGAGGCGCACACAACGGCCCAGGAGGAGAUAGCCACGCUGCGCAAGUCCCUGAGCGAGUCCAACAACGAGGUGGUGCAGCUGCACAAAAGAAUCACCCAGAUCGAGGCCAUUCGCGAGGUGGUCUACCCCUGUCAUCUGUGCACCAAGAAUUUCAUCAGCAACGAGGCCCUGAAUGUACACAUUGGUCGCAAGCAUCGUGUGGCUUCACCUCCAAGUCUGACAUCCGCCACGGGGAAGGAGAAGGAUAGGGAUAAGGCCACCGAUGUCCACCUGAUAAACACCAUCAAAAUGGAGCUGGAGAUCAAGCAGCUUAAGGAGCGCCUGAAUGCCGCCGAGCGGAAUAUUAAGGAGCGGAGCACGGGAUCGAAGCGGGUAAGUCCGCGCCAGGAGCAGCGCACCGUGGGCAUUCAAAGCAAUCUGGCAGAGCCGAAGGAGAAGGACGAGGACAGCGGAGAGGCCAGGCAAAGCGAGGCCAGCGAAAGGAAGGAGCAACUCACAGGAUUGGCGGAGCGACUGAGCAACUUCGAGGAGUGGCAAUCGCAGCUCAAGCACAGCAACGAGCAGUUCAUACAGGACAUUAACAAGCGGCUGGAGGGUCUGAGCCAAGCGCUCGAGCAGAAUAAACAGGCUUCCGGCAGCACGCCUCCGCUGGAAGAACGGGUGGCCACACCGUGUCUGGAGGAUCUGGAGCGCAUACUCACCGAGAAGGUGGCAGAGAUUGGAAAGAUCAGCGCACACCGGCUGGAAGAGGUGGUCUUUCACCUGGAAGUGGGCUACAAGGAGAAACUGGAGGCCCUGGAGCGGGAGCUUAAGCAGCUGAGUGUUCAAAAGGUGCCACCACAGCCAGUGCAGACUGUGCCCGCUGCCUCGAAAAUACCCAAACCAGUGGUUCUCAAGGAGGAAACCAACAUUGAUCGCAUACGCAAGCAGGUGGAGAGCGAGUUCCUCAAGCAGAAACAUGACGAUGACACCUAUUCCAUUGAGGAGGCGCCACGAAAGAGUCCGGUGAAACCAUUUCCGCCGCUGGUGACCCAAGUUCAAGUGGUGGAGAAGGAGCUGCCAAGUGCUGGUAGUUCCGGCAGCAAUCCAACUUAUACGAAGUCACCAAGGGAACCAGUUUCUAGUAAGCCGGAAGCGCGGGAAGCGACGGACAUCAGCGAGAGUCUCAGCCAAGAGGAGACGGAGAAUGAAGAGGAGCGUAGCCUGACAGAGGAGGGCACUGAGGUUUCCGCCUCCGAGUCAGAAGCACCACGGGAGGAUUCCAAGCCAAAAACGAUCAAACCUUCAGGAAGGAUUAUCAAUCCCCAAAAACCACUUACACGCAAGGAUGCCCGGAAGAUGGUCAACCGGAAGUUGAUGCCUCACGGCUUUGACAUGAAGUCCAAGGGGAUUUCCCAUACCUCUUUGAAAAGGGUAAACUCUGAGCUGACGGAGCACCGCAACAAACUGAAACUGCAAUAUCCACAUUUUUAUGCAACUCGAAAUCGCAUACGCAAGUUUGUUGAAAAACUCUGCUCCGCCAAGUUUUCGGAACGUGCGGAAAUGCUGCUGAAGCACAAGAGUCCACUGAAACCCAUGGAGGUACCUGGCAAAAGGAUCGCAAGAUCCGCGACAUCUGAAAAGUCUGAGGAGGAUGUAGCCAGCUCCCAGGACGAAGAGCAGACGGAUGAGCAAACGGAUAGCAGCGAGCAGCAGUCGCGAAGCUCCAGUCCUCGCAAACUAGUUAGUCGCGAUUUCAAGGCUCGUCUGGAGGAGAUCCUGGUCAAGCCGGCGGCCACUGUGCGAGGAGCUUCCAAGUCGUCCUUGAGUUCGCGUCCAGUGCCGCUGCCCAGGAAGCGGGUGAUGUUCAACACCACGGAGGACGGAAAGAGCUUCAAUGACAGCGAUGAUAACCUAAAAUGAGUCAAUAAAUCUUUGCUCUAAAA